Molecule: messenger RNA, 3664 nt
Organism: Cloeon dipterum
Lineage: Eukaryota; Metazoa; Arthropoda; Insecta; Ephemeroptera; Baetidae
Product: protein O-linked-mannose beta-1,2-N-acetylglucosaminyltransferase 1-like
Exons: 21
Coding region: 709-2733 (674 amino acids)
Biological process (GO): protein O-linked glycosylation via N-acetylgalactosamine
Cellular component (GO): Golgi membrane
Molecular function (GO): beta-1,3-galactosyl-O-glycosyl-glycoprotein beta-1,3-N-acetylglucosaminyltransferase activity
Source: RefSeq, a predicted model, not a curated record
UCAUUGAAUACGCCGGCAAAUUUAGUCUUACGUGAUCAACGUGAGUGCCGGUGCGUGUGCCGCAAAGACUCUCGUUUCUGAAGCCACAUCAGGCUUCGUAAGGGUGACUUUCGCUGGAAAACAACUCGUUCGAAGGGUAGGAAGCAGACUACUCUUUCGAUCCUUUUGUGCAAGCGGUGAUCCGGCGAGUCACGUGGACGGAAAGGCUCUAAUAGAGGAGCCAAACCAAAGCUCCGCUACAGUGCAAACGUGCGUUUCAUUCGGCUUGUUCGCCGCCGCCGCGCACCGGGUGGACAAUCACUGUCAGUGGAGUUUCGCACAGCUGUUUGUCAGCUAGGCUGACGAGCGCAUCACGAAUUAUAUCUCUGUGUGUGUGUUUGUGUUUGCUCACCGCUGUUGAUCACAUCAUCUGGAGCACAGUGACCAAGCUGAAUAGGUUUUGCUGCAGAAGUAGGCCGGAAGGAAGAAUAGAGUGCGAUCGCGUUAACGACUUUUGGCAGAGCACAAGCGAGUGAUAGAGCGACGCAGAUCCAAUAAGCAGGCUGAACAAUCCUUGCAGAUCUUGGGGUGCGAGCAACAGCGCAUCCAGCAGCAGCAGCAGCAGAGUGAGUGCGUAAUGAGACGUCGCCCGUCUGGCUGCUGCUGAGCUCUCGUCGAGGUGCAACUGCCUUUUCAUGGACUAGAACGUGCUUUCUUGAAUUAAGAAACAUGGACACUUGGCGUGCCGGGGUCUCGAAGAAGGGCCACUUCAGCCCGCAGAUCCUGAUUUCUCGCCCUUUGGGCCGCCGCCGAUGGCUGACCAAAGUCUUCAAGGCCAUCCUGGUCGUGGUGCUCUUGGUGACCAUCUGCAUCAACGUCAUGUUCAUCAUGGACACGGCCGGAAGACUGAAGGAAGAAGCUCUCAUGGCAGGUGCCAGCGGCAGCGACGCGGUGGACGCUGACAGCAGACGAAACAGCUUCCGUCUGCAGGAAAGCCAACCGAAGGCGCUGGCCAUUGAAGUUCUUUCGAGCCAAUCCAAAGUUUCUGUCAGCGUCGACGGAGCCACGAUUUUGGAAGAUGGCGAGGAGCACAAGGGUCGCGGAAUCCACGUGUUGAUUUUAAACCAAGCGACGGGCAGCGUGAUGGCGCAACGCACCUUCGACACGUACUCGCCGCACGAGGACGAAGCCAUGGCCCUCUUCCUCAACAUGGUCUCUGACGGCAGGAUCAUCAUUUUUGCCAUCAAGGGUUCCAAAAAGCUUCCGAUUAGAAGAAGCAAGGUUCUGCACAAAAAGGAUGAGGGCACGUUCCAAAUGAAACAGCCGGCGCGCGAUCUGCUGAAGCGGCUGGGCUCGCGCAGGUCGCAGGCGAUCGGCUGGCGCGACAUGUGGGCCAUGGUGGCCAAGAAGGGCGGCAAAAUGCUCGGCGAGUCGUACAGCAAGAGCACCGAGUUCAACACGUGGGGCGCGCCGGUGGUGCUUCGCGUCGAGGUGCCGCUCGUGCCGGUCGAGGAGAGCGAAUGCGACUGGCCAGACACGGACGAGAACCGCCGCCGUAGACACUUCUGCAGCCACAUCGAGGGCUACGGCUCCGUCUGCAGCUGCGCCGACCCCGCACCGCUCAUUUUCAACCCAGCCCGCCUGCCCAACAGCCAGGUACAGACUGAUGUUUUUCCGGUGAACGACGUUCCCGUGGCAAUAAUUGCCAGCAACCGUCCUCACUACUUGUACAGGAUGCUGCGCAGCUUGCUGUCGGCGCACGGAGCCAAUCCAGACAUGAUCACCGUCUUCAUCGACGGCUACUUUGAAGAGCCACUUGAGGUGACGAAGCUGUUCGGCCUACGAGGCAUUCAGCACACUCCGAUCGGCAUCAAGAACGCCCGCAUCUCACAACACUACAAAGCCUCUCUCACGGCCACCUUCAACAUCUUCCCUGACACCCAGUACGCCAUAAUCGUCGAGGAGGACCUUGACGUCUCACCUGAUUUCUUCAGUUACUUUAGCCAAACGAAACGAUUGCUAGAGGAGGACGAAAGUAUCUACUGUAUCUCAGCGUGGAACGACCAAGGCUACGAGCACACCAGCGAAGACCCGAGCCAGCUUUACAGGGUGGAGACCAUGCCUGGUCUUGGUUGGAUCCUCCGCAGGUCUCUUUACAAGGAGGAGUUGGAGCCUAAAUGGCCAACUCCCGAAAAGAUGUGGGACUGGGACAUGUGGAUGCGCUUGCCUGAAGUGCGGAAAGGCAGAGAGUGUGUUGUGCCCGACGUGUCGAGAACUUACCACUUUGGCGCAUCUGGCCUCAACAUGAACUCUUACUUCCAAGACGUGUACUUCAAGAAGCACUCGCUGAACACGAUUCCCUACGUCGAGAUGCGAGGAAUAGACAGCAUGAAGAAGGAAAAUUACGAGGAACUCGUUGUCAGUCUCAUUAAGAAAGCGACUGUUUUGGACCACAGCAAGUCGCCUUGCGAGGAAAGCUUCAUCCCGGAGAAAAAAGGAAGCACCUUUGUGAUGUAUAUCAAAAUGGAAGAGCCAAAGGACUUUGGUACCUGGAAGCAAGUGGCUAAGUGCUUCAAAAUCUGGGACUUGGACGCCAGAGGCUACCACAACAGCAUGUGGCGCAUGCACAUGAAGGGAAGCGAGCUGCUAGUCAUUGGAGUUCCUAACUCUGAUUAUUCAAAAUUCAAACCUUCCAACGUGACACCGAUCUACUUGGAGCGUCCAAAGGAGAAAAUCAAAAGCAUCAUCAGAUAGCAAGAGAUGUAGGCUGGCGCGACUGGUGCCUCUGAAUUUUGAAAAUAAUGCUUCUCUGUGAUCUCCACGAGCUAGCACCCACACCGAGAACUCCUACAUUCGACUGACAAAACAGCCGGCGCAGAGGACAAGACUGGCCGCGAUUCAAGAUAUAAUAUUCAGCCGGUUGAUUGUAUUGUGAGCUGCAUGCGAUGUAAAGAAUUUAGUCGUCGUAUAGAAAGAAGAAUCAAGUGUGCUGGACGCGAAUUGAAAGAAGAAAAAAAAAUAAAAAAUAAGAAUUUAACAUUCGACUCGCUGCCGAGUGCCUGCAUGAGCUUAACCUUCAGCAGAUUUCAGUGUUGCUCAUUGUGAAUAAAUGUUUCUUUAUAGCUGCAGUGAUUAGAGAGCGAGUGGGAAUGCAAAAGUCGACAAUAAUUGAUUUCGGCGCAAGGACUGAGAGUUGGAAAAAGUGAACUCUGUGCUGCAUAUCAGUGUUGUUUCGUGCGGAAGCCACCGAGCCUAAAUUUGCUACAAUGCUCCUUGGCUCCAAAGUGAUCAAUUAAUUGGUAGAUAUGAAAAUUUUAUCUCGAACAUUCUUGAAUUGCAUUUAAUUAAUUUGAAGUAAAUGUGAAAUGUUAACAACAAAAAAGAAAAGAAAAAAAUUACUGACUGUUGAAAACGCUGAAGAGGUUUUGUAAUGUUGAUUUGGAAACUGUGAUCUAGCCUGAAUCAAUUAUCGCUGCGAACACUAAAAAUUGUAGAUUUUCUAAACGCGAAAGUGAAAAGGGUUAAAAUGCGUAAUUUUUAAGUGUACUAAAACCAAAUAAUGUUCACUGUUGACUAAUUUGACGGGACGCCUGACGCACCAGGCUCGAUCUGAAAAAUGGUUUGUAGCCUGAAUGGCCAGUUGUUGUCAACAACACAUGGAAAAAUAAAAUCAAAAUUCUCUUGA